CUUAUAAUUGGCCAUGGCGCAAUCAUUAUCAAGUUUAUGUUCUGAAUAUUCUAAGGAUCCUGAACAUCCUAGAAAUCUUAUUCCUGAGCUGAUGCGUCAAUUUUAUCACAUGGAAUGGGUGACAGGCACAGGUGGAGGCAUUAGCAUUAAACAUGGGGAUGAAAUAUUCAUUGCCCCUUCUGGCGUUCAGAAGGAAAGAUUGAAGCCAGAUGACUUGUUCGUGUGCGACAUCACCGGAAAAGACCUCAGUUUUCCUAGUCCAGCGAAGAAGCUAAAGAAAAGUCAGUGCACACCAUUGUUUAUGAAUGCUUAUUCUCUGACAGGAGCAGGAGCUGUGAUUCACACACACUCCAAGCAUUGUGUUCUGGCCACGAUGUUAUGCUCUGGAAAGGAAUUUCGUAUUACUCAUCAGGAGAUGAUCAAAGGGAUGAAGAAAGCAACAACAGAUGUUAAUUAUAGAUAUGACGAAGAGCUGGUUAUACCCAUCAUAGAAAAUACACCACAAGAACAGGACUUAAAGGAGACCAUGGUGAAAGCAAUGCUACAGUAUCCACAUUCCUGUGCGGUUCUUGUUCGACGGCAUGGAGUCUACGUGUGGGGAGAAACUUGGCAAAAGGCUAAAGUCAUGUGCGAAUGUUUAGAUUACCUGUGCGACAUUGCUGUGAAGAUGAAACUUCUUGGUUUAGAUCCAAAAGCGAAACCAAGCGAGAAUAUGCUCACAGAAUUUUAA
Molecule: messenger RNA, 730 nt
Organism: Dendronephthya gigantea
Lineage: Eukaryota; Metazoa; Cnidaria; Anthozoa; Malacalcyonacea; Nephtheidae
Product: methylthioribulose-1-phosphate dehydratase-like
Exons: 9
Coding region: 14-730 (238 amino acids)
Cellular component (GO): cytoplasm
Molecular function (GO): metal ion binding; methylthioribulose 1-phosphate dehydratase activity
Source: RefSeq, a predicted model, not a curated record